AUGCCGGAGCCCGUCGUCGCACCCCACCGGGCCGGCGGCUGGCUGCCGCUCGACGGCAACAUCAUGGUCGCCUGGCUUCGGCGGCUCGUCGAGGACGUCGACGGCCGUGGCGAGGUCCCGGCGCUCGCCAACGAGGUGGACGACCUCCGGAAGCUCAUCGACAGCCGUGCCGACCUGCGCAUGCUGGCCUCGGCCAUGCUCGACGAGGUGCCCGCCAAGGCGCCGUACCUCGACGACCCCGUCGGCAACAGGCAGAUCCGCCACGUCGGCCACCUGCUCGAGCUCUUCAGCGUCAUCAUGACGGAAAAGGCCCCCGAGUGGAGCCAGAGAGGCUGCGACGUCGGCCUCAUCGGCUUCCCCUUCAACGCGCUCCUCGACUGGCCCAUGGCGACGCCGAGCGGCUACGCCUUCUUCCUCAUGCCCGAGGUCAACGCGAGGCUCCGGGCCAUCCUCGACGCCUGGCGCGACGAGCUGCUCGCCACGCCGGCCUCGCGGUACGUGCUCACGGCCGACGAGAACAUGUGGCUCGGCGGGCCGGCGCUGAGGGCCAUGGAGAGGGACGGCAACCUCGACGGCGGCUCCCUCCCCUUCGACCGGCUCUUCCGCUGCGACCCGACGGCCGACCACUGGGGCUUCCGCUCCUGGGACGACUUCUUCGCUCGCCGCUUCAGGGACGUCGACGCGCUGCGGCCCGUCGCGUCGAGGGACGACGCGGCCUGCGUCGUCGCCGCCUGCGAGUCGAGGCCGUUUGCGCUGCGGUCCAACGUCGGGCGCCGCGACGGCUUCUGGCUCAAGGGCCAGCCGUACUCGCUCGACGAGAUGCUCGACGGCCAUCCGUGGGUCGGCGAUCUCGUCGGCGGCACCGUGUACCAGGCCUUCCUCGGCGCCACGUCCUACCACCGCUGGCACUCGCACGUGGCGGGCACCGUCGUCAGGACCGAGCUCAUCGCCGGCACCUACUUUUCCGAGCCGACCAUGGCCGGCUUCUACGACGACGAGGGGCCGGAUCCGGCCGGGCCGGGCCUCGCGCAGGGGUACAUUGCCCACGUCGCGACGCGGGCCAUCUUCUACAUCGAGGCCGACGAGCCUGUCGGCCGGACCGUAUUCGUCGCCGUCGGCAUGGCCGACGUGUCGACGUGCCGCAUCCACAAGAGGUUCAGGACCGGCCGGCCGACGCGCGUGGACAAGGGCGAGGAGAUUGGCAGCUUCCACCACGGAGGCUCGACGCACUGCUUGAUCUUCCGCCGGGGCCUGGACAUGGACUGGGUCGACGAGGCCAAGAUUGGCCGCUCGGACAGGAGCAUGGCGGUUCGAAGCAAGCUCGCGACGGUCCGGGCGGCGACGUAG
Messenger RNA from Drechmeria coniospora, 1347 nucleotides. RefSeq names its product phosphatidylserine decarboxylase family protein. Gene Ontology annotation, molecular function: phosphatidylserine decarboxylase activity. Lineage: Eukaryota; Fungi; Ascomycota; Sordariomycetes; Hypocreales; Ophiocordycipitaceae. Gene Ontology annotation, cellular component: mitochondrion. Gene Ontology annotation, biological process: phosphatidylethanolamine biosynthetic process. The record is from RefSeq and is a predicted model, not a curated record. Bases 1 to 1347 code for a protein of 448 amino acids. The transcript has a single exon.